Molecule: messenger RNA, 3315 nt
Organism: Gilbertella persicaria
Lineage: Eukaryota; Fungi; Mucoromycota; Mucoromycetes; Mucorales; Choanephoraceae
Product: galactose mutarotase-like domain-containing protein
Exons: 13
Coding region: 1-3315 (1104 amino acids)
Biological process (GO): oligosaccharide catabolic process; mannose metabolic process
Cellular component (GO): fungal-type vacuole membrane
Molecular function (GO): alpha-mannosidase activity; carbohydrate binding
Source: RefSeq, a predicted model, not a curated record
AUGGAUUUAUUGAGUCAGUUUCAAUUUAGUCAUCCUUCUUUAUUACGUUCAAAUACGUUAUUAAACCCUGAACAAGCACCACAAGUAUUGGAGCAUCCAAAACUGAUUAGAAGUAUCACAAUAGACCGUUGUUCGAAUUUCAUUAGUGCGGGUGCCAACGGUAAUGAUCUCAAUUUACUCUCGCAACUGUAUCGAGCAAGAACAAAUUCAGAGGAAUACAUUUCCUUGUUAGUCUAUAGUGUACCUGAUUUAAAACGCAUUUCAUUUCAAGAAGCGAUUCAACAAGAAUUCAGACCGACUCGACUAGGUGAAUGGUUUGGUCCUUCUUGGUCUACACAUUGGUUUCAUGUUCAAAUUCGAAUUCCAAAUGAAUUUGUGGGUGAAGAAGUCUUGUUUAUAUGGAAUGCAGAUAAUGAAGCCAUGAUCUGGAGUAUGGAAGGAGUGACAUUGCAAGGCUUAACAGGAGGAGCGGGGAAUGAUGCACGCCAUGAAUAUAUCUUGACAACUCAUGCAGAAGGUGGAGAGAUCAUUCAGUUUUAUAUCGAAAUGGCUUGCAAUGGCAUGUUUGGUGCUGGCAAUGGAUUGAUUGGCCCACCCGACCCAAAUCGUUUUUUCAAUUUAAAUGCAGUGGAUCUUGCUGUGCCUAACAAGAUAGCAUGGGAUCUACUGUAUGACUUUCAAAUUAUUUUGGGUAUGGCAAAGGAUUUACCAGAAGAUUCGUUAAGAGGAUCACAAGCCUUAUAUACAGCCAAUCGUAUCAUUAAUCAAUUUAUCCCGGGAGAUGAUGACAGUAUAACUCAAGGCUUAGAGAUAGCUCAGUCGUUUUUAGGAUCAAAGAAUGGUGAUGCACAACAUGAGAUUAUUGCUGUUGGUCAUUGUCAUAUUGAUACAGCUUGGUUAUGGCCAUUUGAUGAGACUAUUCGAAAAUCAGCACGGAGUUGGUCUUCUCAGAUCAAUUUGAUGGACAGAUAUCCUGAUUAUAAGUUUAUUUGUUCUCAGGCACAACAGUUUGAAUGGGUCAAGGAACGUUAUUUGCCCUUAUGGGAACGUAUUCUUGAGAAAGUGACACUAGGACAAUUCUUACCUACAGGAGGAACAUGGGUAGAAAUGGAUACCAACAUGCCAAGUGGUGAAUCCCUCUGUCGACAAUUCUUACUUGGACAGCGCUUUUUUGAACAAAACUUUGGAAGACGAUGCAAAGUGUUUUGGUUACCAGAUUCAUUUGGUUAUUCAUCUCAAUUGCCUCAACUGAUGUUAUUGGCAGACAUGAACUACUUUUUUACACAAAAACUAUCUUGGAACAAUGUCAAUAAGUUUCCAUUGACUACAUUUUGGUGGAUUGGUCUUGAUGGAUCAAAAGCAUUGACUCAUAUGGCACCCUCAGAAACAUACAAUGCUCAAUGCACACCUGAAGAAUUAGUCAGAAGUGUGAAGAAUCAUCGUGAUAAAGUCUAUUCGAAUACCAGCUUACUUGUGUAUGGUAAUGGCGAUGGAGGAGGUGGUCCAUUAGCCAGUAUGAUUGAAAGACUCAGAAGAAUGAAAAAUGUGGAUGGAUUGCCCAAGACAGAAAUGGUACUUCCCUCCUGGAAAGGCGAAUUGUAUUUUGAAUUACAUCGAGGCAUCUAUACAACACAAUCCUUUUGUAAAAAACUCAAUCGAACAUGCGAAUUCUUACUAAGAGAUAUUGAAAUGUUGGCUACUUUUGCCAUGAUGGCUUGGCCUGAUACAUUUCAAUAUCCAGCUACAGAACUUGAAGAGUUUUGGAAACUGAUCUGUUUACCUCAGUUUCACGAUGUCAUGUCUGGAUCGGCGAUUGAAUUAGUCUAUGAAGACUGUCUGCAGAUGUACACCAAAGUCGAUGUGCUCGGUAAGCAGAUGCGACAUGAUCUAAUGACAACCUUAUUGGGUCUCAAAGAAGGAGAAGAAGAAGAAGAAGAAGAGGUAUCGACUGGAUCUACUUCAUUAGCUGUGAUCAACACCUUACCAUGGGAACGCCAUGCGAUUCUUGAAGUGGAGGAUAAUCACGGAUUGUCUGGUAUGAAGCAAUACUCUGCUUUUGGUAGAACAGGCUAUGCUAUAGCCACAGGCAUCACGGCUUCAGGUGUAACUUGCUUGACAUUAGAAGAAUCCCUCGUAGGUUAUGAGCCUGUCAAGGUCCAGACAGAUCGACAGAACAAUGUGGUGAUGGAGAACCAAUGGAUCAAGGUCACUUUUGAUCAAUCAGGCCAUUUGGUUCAUUUGUUUGAUAAACGCGUAGAGCGUGAAUUGAUCAAGGAAAACGAGCGUGGCAAUGUGUUUCGCAUGUAUGAAGAUAUACCCUUAUUUUGGGAUGCUUGGGAUGUUGAGAUCUAUCAUCUAGAGAAAUACCAGACAAUUGAGGCAGGUUCAGUUCAGAUUCUAGAGCAAGGACCUUUGCGUGCGUCUGUUUUGAUUGAAAAGAAGAUCAGCAAGACAAGUCGACUCAGGCAGAUUGUAGUCUUGACAGCUGUGUCUCGACGCUUGGAUUUCGAGACUGAAGUCGAUUGGAAUGAGAACAGGCAGUUUCUAAAAGUCGAAUUUGCUUGGGAUAUCAUGACAGACCAUGUAAAUUAUGAAUGUCAAUACGGUCAUGUUCAGAGACCUACGCAUGACAACACCAGUUGGGAAGCAGCCAAGUUCGAAGUGGUGGCACAAAAGUUUGCAGACAUGUCAGAGUACGGGUAUGGUGUUGCUCUUUUGAAUGACUGCAAGUAUGGUUAUUCAGCGCAUCGUAAUGUGUUGCGUCUCUCUUUGUUACGUUCACCUAAGGCACCUGAUUCCAACUGUGAUGUAGGUCACCAUUCGUUUAAAUAUGCUAUUUAUCCUCAUGAACAACACUUUCUACAAUCGGACGUGGUUCGAGAAGGUUACAAUUUUAACUCGCCUUUGUUGACAAGAAUCAUACCAAGAGCCAAAAUGACAGACAUUAACGAUUGUAUGCCACACUUUCGAAUUGAAAAUGCGCCUAAUGUAGUACUGGAUACUAUCAAGAAGGCAGAAGAUUCAAAUGAUAUUAUUAUUCGACUUUAUGAAGCGUAUGGUGGACAUGCAAGAGCUCGUUUGAUGAGUUCCACAGUGGUAAAAAAGGCGAUCAAGUGUAACAUUUUGGAAGAUCCUUUAGAAGAUAUACCCAUCCAUCAUUCAUCCACACUCAACAGAACAUUCAGUACCAAUUUGCGUGUGUUGGAUGACGAUGUACUAGAACUACAGCAACAAGAACAAGAGAGACAAAAGAAUGAAGGAUUGCUUAUUAAAAUUAAACCAUUUGAAGUAGUGACACUUAAACUCAUCUAUUAA